Molecule: messenger RNA, 2742 nt
Organism: Panonychus citri (citrus red mite)
Lineage: Eukaryota; Metazoa; Arthropoda; Arachnida; Trombidiformes; Tetranychidae
Product: sodium/glucose cotransporter 5-like
Exons: 11
Coding region: 406-2490 (694 amino acids)
Biological process (GO): transmembrane transport
Cellular component (GO): plasma membrane
Molecular function (GO): D-glucose:sodium symporter activity
Source: RefSeq, a predicted model, not a curated record
UGAUGAUACAUUUUCUCAUGAAUUUAUCAUCUCUGAGUUGAAUUUAUUUCACUUGGUGAACCGUUUCAACUGAUUAUUAUCAUUUUCUCCUCAGCAACAUGUAAUCCUCAUGAAAGAAUGAAAGAAAAACAAGGAAACCUACAAAAAGAAAACAUUUUACCUGUUACCUGAAUUUCUCAUUCCUUUUAUCUUUCCAUCUCAUCAUCUCAUCAUCUUGUCAUCUUCAUCUUCAUCUUCAUCUUCAUUUGCCUUUUCUGUAGAUCGAUAAAUCUUACCAACAAUGAAUAGAUUGAGAAAAAGUGUCGCAUCAAAUGUUUGUUUAUAUUUACCAUCCUAAUACAAUUUCCAAUAAAAUUCUCAAUUCUAUCAGUUAAUUGAUUGUCCAACCAUUGAUUUAAUUGUGAAAUGAAUCAAUCAAACUCUUUGAACACGAUAGCAAACGAUUCUAAACCUGGUUUGGAAGAUGUUGAUAUUAUCGUUGUUAUCAUUUAUUUCGUAAUUAUCUUGGCAACUGGUUUCUGGUCAAUGUGGAAAACGAAGGACAGAGGAACCGUUUCUGGCUAUUUUCUAGCUGGUAGAUAUAUGGGCUGGUUAACGGUCGGCGCUUCGGUGUUCGCAAGUAACAUCGGCAGUGAACAUUUCAUUGGACUCGCUGGAUCAGGAGCUGCUUCGGGAAUCGCUGUGGCUGCUUUUGAGCUCAAUGCUUUAUUAAUCCUUCAAGUUACUGGGUGGCUCUUCCUUCCUGUUUUCCUAGCAAGUAAUGUUUACACUCUUCCCGAAUUCAUGUCGAAACGUUUUGGUGGAAAACGAAUCCAAACCUACUUAGCUAUUCUCUCCCUUCUGCUUUAUGUCUUCACCAAGAUCUCGGUUAAUCUAUUUUCUGGUGCCAUUUUUAUCCAACAAGCUCGAGGAUGGUCAAUUUAUACCAGUGUUAUAAUCCUUUUGGUAUUAACGGCCAUUUCAACGGUCACAGGUGGAUUAGCGUCCGUUAUGUACACUGAUACCGUUCAAUGUUUCGUCAUGUUGGCCGGAGGUUUAUUAUUGGCCUACAAAGCAUUGAAUGAAAUCGAUGGAAUUGGAAAUUUGAAAUCAAAAUAUUUCCAAUCGAGACCUUCGAUUAUCCCGUUGAACAUUACCUCUUGUGCGAUGCCGAGAGACACAGCAUUCUUAUUGUUAAGACCAAUCGAUGACCACGAUAUGCCUUGGCUUGGAUUCUUGGCUGGACAAACAUUUUCAUCGAUGUGGUAUUGGUGCACCGAUCAGGUCAUCGUACAGCGUUUACUGGCCGCUAAAAAUUUGGCGCACGGCCAAGGAGGUACACUUUUCGCUGGCCUUCUGAAGCUGAUGCCGAUCUUUAUUAUAAUCAUACCUGGAAUGAUUUCCCGAAUACUUUUUCCCGACGAUGUGGGCUGUGUGGACCCCGCUGUCUGUUACAAGGUCUGUCAAAGUCACACGGGCUGUUCAAAUAUCGCUUAUCCUCGGCUUGUGUUAUCCCUUAUGCCCGCUGGUCUGAAAGGUCUAAUGAUGGCCGGUAUGUUAGCCGCUCUCAUGUCGGGACUUUCGUCAAUAUUUAAUAGCUGUGGUACUAUGUUCACGAUUGAUAUUUGGCCUCUAAUGAGGCCACAAGCUUCCGUUAAAGAGCAAAUGAUUGUUGGAAGGUCAUUUACUUUAGCAAUGACGGCUGCGAGUAUCGCCUGGAUUGUGGUCAUUCAAGAAAUGCAAAGCGGUGAACUAUAUAUUUACAUUCAAGCGGUAGCGUCGAUUUUAUCACCGCCGAUAGCAGUUGUUUAUGGUCUUUCCGUCUUUUGGCCUCGAAUGACUGAACCAGGAGCAUUUUGGACUUUGAUUAUUGGCCUGGUAAUCGGUUCAACUCGCUUUGUUUUAGAUAUUGUCUACCGUGAACCCGCUUGUGGUGAACCCGACAUCAGGCCAUUUCUGGUCAAGAAUAUACAUUAUAUGUACUUUGCAUCCAUCUUAGCAAUAACCUCUGUGAUUUGUGCCGUAAUUAUCUCGUUGAUCACAAAGCCAGCGGAAGAUUUCAGGCUCAUAAGAACAACAUAUUGGUCUCGAUUUGAUGAGACGAUUCGAGACGACGAGAUGAAGUCCGUUCCACUGAAAACGAUUAAACUAACUGACCUCGACUGGCGAGUUGAUGAUGGCAAAUGUUGUGAAAUUGACCUUGACGACGAAGACGCCGAUGUCGUUAUGAUUGCGAAGAAAAAAGUUUCUCUAUGUAAAAGUUUUUACCUUUGGUUUUGUGGUUACGAAGACACAGAAGAAGUGACAUCGAACCAAUCGAAUGACCAAAUCAGAACUGACCUUAAACUAUCCGAUGAUGACACUUUCGAGUCAAGGUCAAUCGUGAACAUACUUCGACAAACUCAAACUCAGAAAAUAUUCCUAAGAUCAAUUUUGGCCUUAACUGUCGGUUUAGCGACAUUUUUGUUCACAUACUUUUCCCUCCCUUUUCAUAGAUACAGUUACAACUAAUGAGAGAUUGUUAGUUAAUUGCAAUUUAACUUCUUCCAAAUUUUCACCCAACAAUUUAAUCGUAAUUCAAAUAUAUGAGUUAAACGUGAUUACCAAGCUAUCAACAGAUUACACAGAGCUAGUGAACUAAUUAAAUCUAAUUUCUUUUCCAAUUAACAAUCAAUCGGAUAAUUGAUCAGUCGACUAAUUUGAUUCCAAUGAAAUCUUAGUAAUUUGUUUCCAUCGGUGUGAGUAAAUUGAUCCUUUACUUAA